Messenger RNA from Lontra canadensis (Northern American river otter), 1136 nucleotides. RefSeq names its product phosphopantothenoylcysteine synthetase (gene PPCS). Gene Ontology annotation, biological process: coenzyme A biosynthetic process. Gene Ontology annotation, molecular function: phosphopantothenate--cysteine ligase activity. The coding region runs from base 29 to 961 and encodes 310 amino acids. NCBI's taxonomy places the organism in Eukaryota, Metazoa, Chordata, Mammalia, Carnivora, Mustelidae. The record is from RefSeq and is a predicted model, not a curated record. Gene Ontology annotation, cellular component: nucleus; cytoplasm. The transcript is spliced from 3 exons.
GCACGAGUGCGGGCGUACCCGGGGACUGAUGGCGGAAACGGACCUGGUCGCCGAGUUUCCCAAACCUGCGAAUGCUGCGCGCUCUGCCGAGGUUAUGGGUCGCUUCGUCGCCAGGCUGGGCGCGCAGGGCCGGCGAGUGGUGUUGAUCACGUCCGGCGGCACCAAAGUUCCCCUGGAAGCCCGGCCAGUGCGCUUUCUGGACAACUUCAGCAGCGGUCGGCGCGGCGCUAUCUCGGCCGAGGCCUUCCUGGCCGCGGGUUACGGGGUCUUGUUUCUCCACCGCGCUCGUUCCGCCUUCCCCUUUGCCCACCGCUUCCCGCCCCAGACCUGGCUGUCGGCGCUGCGGCCCUGCGGCGCAGCCCCUUCGGGCUUGCUGAGCCUGGAGGCCGAGGAGAAUGCACUUCCGGGCUUCGCGGCGGCUCUGCGGAGCUACCAAGAGGCUGCGGCUGCCGGCACCUUCCUGGCCGUGGAGUUCACCACUUUGGCGGACUAUUUGCAUCUGCUGCAGGCUGCGGCCCAGGCGCUCAAUCCGCUGGGCUCUUCUGCGAUGUUUUACCUGGCUGCGGCCGUGUCAGAUUUCUAUGUUCCUGUCUCAGAAAUGCCUGAACACAAGAUCCAGUCAUCUAGGGGCCCACUGCAGAUAACAAUGAAGAUGGUGCCAAAAAUGCUUUCUCCUUUGGUUAAAGACUGGGCUCCCAAAGCAUUUAUAAUUUCCUUUAAGUUGGAGACUGACCCUUCCAUCGUAAUUGAUCGUGCACGGAAUGCUUUGGAAGUUUAUCGACAUCAAGUGGUGGUGGCCAAUAGCCUUGAGUCACGACACUCCUCUGUGGUUAUUUUAACGAAAGACUCUGAGACCAAGAUAUUGCUAUCAGAGGAAGAAGUAGAAAAAGGCAUAGACAUAGAAGAGAAGAUAGUGAGUGAUCUUCAGUCUCGACACACAGCUUUUAUACAUGACAACUGAAGUUAAAAGCCUUUGUAGGAUCAAAAAUUGUUCAGUGGGAAAAAAAAAAUUGUUCAGUGAAUCAGGACUUGUUUUCUAAGUGGUAAAAACAAGUCCUUUGCUUUCAUGAAGACAAAAUAUGAAGGGAAAGAAACAGUCAGUGGUAUGUAGGUGAGGGUAGGUUGGUAUUUGUCUA